Drosophila ananassae is the source of this 7671-nucleotide messenger RNA. It is a transcript of the gene Abl, whose product is annotated as tyrosine-protein kinase Abl. The record is from RefSeq and is a predicted model, not a curated record. The coding region runs from base 882 to 6101 and encodes 1739 amino acids. Gene Ontology annotation, molecular function: ATP binding; non-membrane spanning protein tyrosine kinase activity; protein binding. The transcript is spliced from 9 exons. Lineage: Eukaryota; Metazoa; Arthropoda; Insecta; Diptera; Drosophilidae. Gene Ontology annotation, biological process: protein phosphorylation.
GGCGAUACUGUUAAGCGAACACUUUGGUUACACUAAUCAACUCCAAAGGUACAACGUCGCGGAUCCGUUAUCAAGGGGGGAAACAAAUGCUUGCGUCGUGCGUGUGUGUGCAAAUGGAGAAAAUGCAGAGAUAUAGAUAGAGCAGCGCACAGGCCGUGGAUGUUCGAAUAUGUUAGCCUGAUCCGCCUGCGGACCCGGACCACCGAUUGAGACGUGUUGACAAGAGUUGUGGCAGUCGGAGCGCAGCAGCCAUAGUGCCGCAAGAGGAGCCAGCCAGUCCGAGACAAAGUGCAUUUUCAGGGCGUGUUUGUGGCCCCCCGCACCCGCACCCACAGCCCCGCUGGCUGCCUCCCCUCCCGCAAACACGCAGCCUCCCCCGUCGGUGGGUGAUAAAAAAAUUACAAAAAAAAAAUCAAGCUUUCCCAGCCAAGAUGCUGCAAAUUCGCAAAUACACCUGAAAGCAAGCGCAAUCGACGAGAAAAUUUGCAAAACUUCCUUUUCUGCGUGCGCGCGCGUGUGUGUGUGUGUGUGUGCGGUGUGGUGUUGGUGUCUCCAAUCUCCAAUUUCCAAUCUCUUUUUGUCUACUCCAAAACGCGCAGAAAGAGAGCAAAAGAAAAUGUGUGCGUGUGUGUGCAACAAAGUCUGUGUGAAACAAAACGUAAUGAAAUAAAUUAAAAGUAAAGGCAAAAAGGCAAAUAAUUGAUUGCAAAAAAAAAAAAAUUUUAAAUAAAAAAAAAAAUUAAAAGGAGCACUAGUAACUCGUACUAGUAAUUGCAGAGGAGCAAGGAAGCGAGAGAGAGAGAGAGAAAAGUGUACAAGUUGUUGUUGCUGCGCACGAGCGAUAGCAACGGUAAAAACCACCCGUCGACCACCCACUAGAUAUGGGUGCUCAGCAGGGCAAGGAGCGGGGCUCGCACUCUGGCGGCGGUGGAGGAGGUGGCGGCGGGGGCGGGGGUGUCCCUGUCAGCUGUAUCGGCCUCUCGUCGAGCAGCAGCCCCGUUGCCUCCCACUCGCCCCACUGCAUCAGCUCCGGCAGCUCCAGCAACGCCCCCCUCGGCGGUGGAUCCACUUUGCGCGGCUCCCGCAUCAAGUCUUCGUCCUCGGGCGUUAGCAGCGGCGCCGGUACACCCAGUGGCCUGUCCCAGCGAAGUGGCGGCGGUGGCGGUGGCGGUGGCAGCGGCAAGGACUCCUCGAGAUGUAAUCCGUCCGUGGGACUGAACAUCUUCACUGAGCAUAACGGUACCAGGAACAGCUCUUUUCGCAGCCACCCAGGCAAAUAUCACUUAGAAGCCCUGCUGCAAUCGCGUCCAUUACCUCACAUUCCGGGCGGAAGCACGGCAGCCUCUCUUCUGGCGGACGCCGCCGAACUCCAGCAGGACUCGGGGGGAGUGGGUCUCCCCCUGGGCGGCUCCACCUUGGGGGCUGGCCACAACUCGACCACAUCUGUGUUUGAGUCGACCCAUCGAUGGACCUCCAAGGAGAACCUGCUGGCCCCCGGACCCGAGGAGGAUGACCCCCAACUGUUCGUGGCCCUGUACGACUUCCAGGCCGGUGGCGAGAACCAGCUCAGCCUGAAGAAGGGGGAGCAGGUGCGGAUCCUCAGCUACAACAAGUCCGGCGAAUGGUGUGAGGCGCACUCCGACUCCGGAAAUGUGGGCUGGGUGCCAUCCAACUAUGUGACACCUCUGAACUCCCUGGAGAAGCACUCCUGGUACCAUGGACCGAUUUCCCGCAAUGCCGCCGAGUAUCUGCUGAGUUCGGGGAUCAAUGGGAGUUUCCUGGUGCGGGAGAGUGAGAGCUCGCCGGGUCAGAGGAGCAUCAGUCUAAGAUACGAAGGCCGGGUCUAUCACUACCGCAUCUCGGAGGAUCCCGACGGCAAGGUCUUCGUCACCCAGGAGGCCAAGUUCAACACCCUGGCCGAGCUGGUGCAUCACCACAGCGUUCCCCACGAGGGUCAUGGCCUGAUCACUCCCCUCCUGUAUCCUGCUCCCAAGCAGAACAAGCCCACCGUCUUCCCGCUGAGUCCGGAGCCGGAUGAGUGGGAGAUCUGCCGCACGGACAUCAUGAUGAAGCACAAGCUGGGCGGUGGGCAGUACGGCGAGGUAUACGAGGCGGUGUGGAAGCGCUAUGGCAACACAGUGGCUGUCAAGACGCUCAAGGAGGACACCAUGGCCCUGAAGGACUUCCUCGAAGAGGCGGCCAUCAUGAAGGAGAUGAAGCAUCCGAAUCUGGUCCAGCUCAUAGGAGUCUGUACCCGAGAGCCACCGUUCUAUAUCAUCACCGAGUUCAUGUCGCACGGCAAUCUGCUCGACUUUCUGCGCUCCGCCGGCCGCGAGACCCUCGACGCCGUGGCCCUCCUCUACAUGGCCACCCAGAUUGCCUCCGGAAUGAGCUAUCUGGAGACUCGCAACUACAUCCAUCGCGACUUGGCCGCCCGCAACUGCCUCGUUGGCGACAAUAAGCUCGUAAAGGUGGCCGACUUCGGGCUGGCGCGUCUGAUGCGGGAUGAUACGUAUACGGCCCAUGCGGGAGCCAAGUUCCCCAUCAAGUGGACCGCCCCCGAGGGACUGGCGUACAAUAAGUUUAGCACCAAGUCGGAUGUAUGGGCAUUUGGGGUAUUGCUGUGGGAGAUUGCCACUUAUGGAAUGUCACCGUAUCCUGGCAUCGAUCUAACUGAUGUCUAUCAUAAGCUGGAGAAGGGAUAUAGGAUGGAACGGCCGCCGGGAUGCCCGCCAGAGGUGUACGAUCUGAUGCGACAAUGCUGGCAGUGGGACGCCGCCGACAGGCCCACGUUCAAGAGUAUACACCAUGCGCUGGAGCAUAUGUUUCAGGAAUCGUCCAUCACCGAAGCGGUCGAGAAGCAACUGAACGCCAAUGCCACCAGCAGCUCCUCAUCGGGCUUGGGAACUGGCUCUGGUGGUGCCACAACCUCUACGACAGCCCCCAGCGGUGCUUCAGCCUCAUCCUCAGCCCUCAGUCUCACCCCGCAGAUGGUAAAGAAAGGCCUGCCCGGUCCUGCCCAGAACCAACUGACACCCAACGCCCAUCACAGCGAUCUGCACCAGCAGCAGGCCAGCACUCCCAUGUCAGAAACCGGCUCCAGUUCCACCAAGCUGAGCACCUUCUCCAGCCAGGGCAAGGGCAAUGUCCAGAUGCGGCGGACCACCAACAAGCAGGGCAAACAGGCACCAGCGCCUCCCAAGCGCACCAGUCUACUCUCAAGCAGUCGGGAUUCGACCUACCGGGAGGAGGAUCCGGGCACCCAAAGAUGCAACUUCAUCGAUGAUCUCAGCACGAACGGUAUAUCCAAAUUGAAAAAUGUCAACUAUUUCAGCCAGACCCUUAAUAGAAAUUUCAAGACCCAAAUACCAACCCAUCAAACACAACAACAAAUACGAACACAACAACAACAACAACAACAGUCUGUUGUACAAAUUCCAGUACAACAACAACAACAGCAACAACAACAGAAACAACAACAGUAUUCCAUUAAGAAAUCGUCCUCCUGCAGUAGUUUUCUUUACGACAUUUUAUUUCGAGGUCUGGCCCGAGACAUCAAUAGCUUGACCCAGCGCUAUGACUCUGAAACGGAUCCGGCAGCUGAUCCCGAUACGGACGCCACUGGGGAUAGCCUGGAGCAGGGUCUGCCUGCUGUGCCCAUUCAAGCGCCCAACAAGAUGCAGCACUCCCUGCACGGAGGUGGCAUCGGUCCCCGGUCCUCGCAGCAGCACAGCUCCUUUAAGCGGCCCACUCCCACGCCCGUGAUGGGCAACCGCGGCCUGGAGACCCGCCAGAGCAAGCGCUCCCAGCAGCAUCCACCCCAGCUGCCACCGACUCAGCCCCAUCCCGGCAACGGGAUGGCCACCAAUGCUCAUCCCAUCACUGUCGGGGCGCUGGAGGUGAUGAAUGUCAAGCAGGUGGUGAACCGGUACGGCACCCUGCCCAAGGUGGCCAGGAUUGGAGCUUACCUGGACAGCCUGGAGGACAGCAACGGGGGAUGUGAAGCGGCACCUGGUUCACCGGGUCCAGUUCCUCCGCCGCCAGCCAAUGGACACAGUACUCCACCGGGGGGAGCACGAUUGAAUCCAAAGAUGAACAAUCCCAUUCCGCCGCAGCAGAUGAUUCGCAGCAACUCGUCCGGCGGUGUCACCAUGCAGAACAACGCCGCCGCCAGUCUGAAUAAGUUGCAGCGCCACCGCACCACCACUGAGGGCACCAUGAUGACAUUCUCCUCCUUCCGGGCAGCCGGUUCCAGUAGUUCCCCCAAACGAAGUGGCUCUGGUGUGGGAUCUGGCGGAGUUCAGCAACCGGCUCUGGCCAAUUUGGAGUUUCCACCGCCACCAUUGGACUUGCCACCGCCUCCGGAGGAAUUUGAGGCUGCACCUCCGCCCCCACCGCCGGCGCCAGAGAGUGCUGUCCAAGCCAUCCAGCAGCAUCUUCAUGCCCAGAAUCCGGCCAACAACGGGAACAUUGGCAAUGGGAUGGGCAACAACAACAACGACAGCAGCCAUAACGAUGUCAGCAACACGGCUCCCAGUGUGGAGGAGGCCAGCUCCCGAUUCGGGGUAUCGCUGAGGAAGAGGGAGCCAUCAACAGACUCCUGCAGCUCGCUGGGCAGUCCGCCCGAGGAUCUGAAAGAGAAGCUCAUCACUGAGAUCAAGGCGGCCGGCAAGGAGAGUGCUCCGCCCGCCCACCUAGCCAACGGAUCUAGCAGUGCUCCCGUGGAUCCGGUUUCCCUGCUGGUCACCGAACUGGCCGAGAGCAUGAAUCUGCCCAAGAAGAACCUGACCAAUGGUAAUGGAUCUGGAACUCCAGCCACUCCCGGGGGUUUCAAGGCUCAGCUGAAGAAAGUGGAGCCCAAGAAGAUGAGUCCUCCCAUGGCCAAGGCGGAGCCCAGCCACAACAUCAUCGACUUCAAGGCCCAUCUGCGUCGUGUGGAGAAGGAUAAGGAGCCACCACUGGCUACCACUACCACUGCGCCGGCUGGCAACAAUGCCAACUGCAAUUCGACCGGCACCCUCAACCGCAAGGAUGACGGCAACAAGAAGUAUGUCCAGGCCAUCCAAAAGACUGAAAUCAAAAUCGAUGUGACCAACUCGAAUGUGGAGGCGGAAACGGCCACAGAUAAGGCAGCUACAGCUGCCGCUGGAGCAGGAGCAGGAGCAGGAGGAGGAGCGGUGGGAGAUGGUGAUCUCGGCAAGCGUCGGAGCACAGGUAGUAUUAAUAGCCUAAAGAAACUGUGGGAGCAGCAGCCGCCGACGCCCGACUACGCCAGCAGCUCGAUUAUCCAGCAGCAGUCGUCGGCGGUGAAUGGUGGUUGCGUCACUGGCACCUCUUCCAACAAUCAGCUAUCGCCCAAGUACGGGAUGAAAGCUGGAACUCUGCCAGCCAAACCGGGCAACAAACCGCCACCGGCUGCCCCACCACCUCCGCCCCCGCAAUGCACCACUUCCAAUCCCUCAACCACCAUUAGUAGCACCACUACCACCACCACCACCACAUCUAGUAGAGAUUGCACUAGCGGCAGGCAGCAGGCCACCAGCACCAUUAAAACUUCUCAUUCAACGCAACUCUUCACAGAUAACGAGGAGCACCAACAGCACCAGGAAGGAUUCGGUGGAGGAGUAGGAGUAGGAGGAGGAGACAUGACCCAGUCACUGUACGAGCAGAAGCCAAACAUCCCACAGAUUCAGCAGAAGCCAGCAGUGCCCCACAAGCCCACCAAGCUCACCAUCUACGCCACCCCGAUUGCCAAACUCUCCGAGCCGGCCAGCUCUACUCAGAUAUCGCGGGAGAGCAUCCUGGAGCUGGUGGGUCUCCUCGAGGGAUCACUGAAGCAUCCUGUGAACGCCAUUACUGGCUCCCAGUGGCUCCAGCUCAGCGACAAGUUAAACAUACUCCAGAAUUCUUGCGUGAUCUUCGCGGAAAAUGGUGCAAUGCCGCCGCACUCCAAGUUCCAGUUCCGGGAGUUGGUCACUAGAGUGGAGGCCCAGUCUCAGCACUUGCGCUCCGCCGGCAGUAAGAACGUUCAGGACAAUGAGCGCCUGGUGGCCGAGGUGGGUCAGUCGCUGCGCCAAAUCUCGAAUGCCCUGAACAGGUAAAUGAUAAGACGGGGGAUGGAGGCGCCCGAUCAACACCAUCCGGGAAUCUGGCUGGAUGCCGAGGGUAAUUUUAUCAAGCGCAAGUGAUGAUGAGCCCCCACCAUCCAACCACCCAUCCCCCGUGAUUCCCAAAACAAAGUAGGAGGAGGACUAGGAGGAGGAGGAGAAGGACUAGGAGGCGGAAAUAGGAAACAGGAAACAGGAAACGAAACUUCAAGCCCAGCGAAGAAGAAUUUGAAGGCGAUCGAACGAACGAAUGGACGGAACUACGGACUCAACAGCAGCCAGCAACUAAAAUCAACUAAAUUCAAAUUCAAAUUCAAAUUCAAAUUUAAGGACAACUAUGCAUCGUCCUUGGUAGCGUGUAGUAGUAGCUUCUAUUAUAUAUAUAUAUAUCCCAUAUAUAUCUAGUCAGAUCAGAGCAGAGCCCGACGAACGCUUCCAGAAUCAAAUCCAGAAAAAAACAAAACAAAACAAAACAAAUAAGUUGCAAAGCAAAAUUUUCGCGGGAAGAUACAUAGAUCCUUGUUUUUAAUUGUAAAGUAAGGGAAUCCAAAUCUCCUUAACCCUUACCCUUCAACUUUAACCCAAUAGUGACCCUCCACCAUCCACAGACUCUCUUGAUCCCUCAAACGUAUUCGCGCUUCGUUUGUUUUAAAAAAAAAAAAGAAAGAAAGACACAAGACAUGGCUUAAGAUUGAAAUGAAUAUAUUCAUAGAAUAUCUCAAUAAUGUUAGUAAUUACAAAGAAAACGCAAUGCAUAUAUACAUAUACAUACAUAUAUUUACAUAUACUAGUCGUAAAAUGUUUUAUUAUACCUAUACAUAUACAUUAUACAAGAAAUUAUUAUUACUAAUUAAUAUAAAAAAUGACCACACUCUCCUCCCCACUCCCCCCCAUUGAUAAUUUUGAGAUAAUUCUUCGAAAUGAUGGCAUCCUUUCAAAAGAGUGUGUUUUUAAGGCCCGCAGCACUACAUAUAUGUCUAUGAUCAUGAUCUAUGUGUACUCAGUAGCAAAGCCCAAAGAUAUUAUUAUUAUUGAUUAACUAAAACCUACUACGACUCAAAUUGAUAUGUUUAGUGGCAAAGACUAAAAUUGAUUUAUGUUUAAUCUAUGUUUUGAGUAAGAAGCUUCAAUUAAGAAUGCUUUUUCUUUUUAGGACCUAUAUUACAAUACAACCAACUGUAAUUAUUAUCUGAUAUUUUCAAGGAUUUUAAACAACUUUUAUACGUAAACAAAAAUCGCAUAAAAUCACCCAAAAAAAACCAAAUACAAAUAAUAAAUUUAUUUCAAAGUAAAGUGGGGCAUACAACAAUAAAAAACAGGGCGGUCAAACCUAAAUAAUUAAAUACAUUAUUGUGUGCAUAUGAUACUUUUGCCUUUCCACUAUCCCCCAAAAAGAUAUCUUCUAGCGGAAGCUAGCGAAAUAUUGCUCCAAAUAUACACAAAUUUAUUUCUGUAACUUAUAUAAUACACCAAGCGCCUGAUAUGCGCUACAGAAUAAUAUCUAAAACGAAAACGGAUCAAAAACAAAGUACUUCAAUGAGAAAUAAAAACGAUAUUUAAAGAA